UUGUGAUCUGAAGCCUAGUAACGUCUUGUUGGAUGACAAUAUGGUUGCCCGCCUUAGCAACUUUGGUAUUUCAAAACUGCUCGGUGAAGAUGAGACUGAUUUGUUCACUAAAACCUUAGCAACAUUGGGCUAUAUUGUACCAGAGUAUGGACUGGCUGGAUUGGUGUCAACAAAAUCUGAUGUCUAUAGUUACGGAAUCAUGUUGUUGGAAAAUUUUACAAGAAGGAAGCCUAAUGAUGAAAUGUUCGAUGGUGAUCUUAACCUGAAGCAAUGGGUGAGUUAUUCAAUCCCAGAGGCAGUAAUGGAUGUUGUAGAUGCCAACUUGUUAACACCAAUGGAUAAUCACUUAAACAAGAAGCUAGAUUGUGUGGCAUCGAUCAUGAAAGUGGCACUAGAUUGCAGUGCUGAAUCUGCUGCAAGAAGGAUCGACAUGAAAAAUAUUGUAGGGAUGCUAAAGAAGAUCAAGAUUCAACUUCUUCGUGUUGAGCAUGUUCUUGGAUACUCUUGUUCCAAAUCACCGUUUGUCGCAAAUGUUUUGCUAAAAUUUUGGAUUCAUGUAAAGAUUGCCUUUUUAUUUUAGCACUUGGGGUUGUACAAGUUCUGUUUUAGGUUUAGAAAUGCGAAUUGCAAUAAAUCUUCAUAUUUCCUCUUAAAAUUAAUGUUGCAAAGUA
Messenger RNA from Nicotiana tabacum (common tobacco), 671 nucleotides. Its product is annotated as receptor kinase-like protein Xa21. The record is from RefSeq and is a predicted model, not a curated record. Lineage: Eukaryota; Viridiplantae; Streptophyta; Magnoliopsida; Solanales; Solanaceae. Gene Ontology annotation, molecular function: ATP binding; protein kinase activity. Gene Ontology annotation, biological process: protein phosphorylation.